This is a messenger RNA of Fomitopsis serialis, 1941 nucleotides long. RefSeq names its product kinase-like domain-containing protein. Lineage: Eukaryota; Fungi; Basidiomycota; Agaricomycetes; Polyporales; Fomitopsidaceae. Gene Ontology annotation, molecular function: protein kinase activity; ATP binding. The record is from RefSeq and is a predicted model, not a curated record. The coding region runs from base 155 to 1531 and encodes 458 amino acids. The transcript is spliced from 6 exons. Gene Ontology annotation, biological process: protein phosphorylation.
GACAGCCUCUUGCGCUUUGACCGGGCGCUUGUUUCGGCCACCCUCGGUGUGGCGUAGCAUAAAGGGCAUCGCGUUCAACCGUCUCUCAACCAACAGCCUCUUUCUCUGCUACCUCCAUCGACUCCCUAACCACCACCCAGCCUUUACACACACUAUGCCCGCCGUACGAACGAAGGAGUCCCGCGCCGACGCGUCGAAGCAUCGCACUGUUGGCAGUGGCACGAGAACAUCGAAAGGCUCAAAGAGAGCCACUCGCUCGGGCUCGCCAACUCCAGGUGCUCAAAUCCCGAACACGGAUGUCCCGGAGGCCGACCGCCGGGAAACCGGACAACAAUCGAAGGUCGCUCAUGGCAAGAAGCCGUACGCGCCACCUGCUAAGAGGUCAAACCGUCCGACGCCCCUCAAGCUCAGCGACUUGGAGUAUGUCAGCGCAUUGGGCGACGGUAGCUACGGCUUCGUGUCCUUGGUUCGCGUUAUGCGAACCAAAUCAAGGGAUCACCGACUGGAUCGCCCUGGGACGCAAUUCGCGUUGAAAGCUCUCGACAAGUCAACCCAAAGACACACGGAGAUGAACACUUGGGUUAGGCCUUACGAGACGGAUGAGGCCCAUCUGAAUGCUAUCAGGGAGAUGCUGGAGGCUAGAAACACCGAGCGCGAAAGGCUCGCAGAACUUCCGUGGCAUCCGUUCGUGUCCGGACUCGUCGACACCUUCCAGGACGAGCGGCAUUGUUAUCUCCUGACGGAACUCGCACCGUGCGAGUCAUUCGACGCAUUCCUGAAGGACCACGGCCCGUUACGCUGUGAAGACGCGCGGUUCUACUUCGCCAACCUCACACUUGCGCUGGAGUUUCUGCAUACGCACAAAAUUGUGCAUCGCGACCUGAAGCCGCACAACAUCCUUAUGGGCGCGGACGGGUACCUCAAACUAGCCGACUUUGGUGUCGCGGGUCUCAUGUCCAACCAGUUCAACUGGAAACACGUUGGGACGUUCCCGUACACCGCGCCGGAGUUCUUCGACAACGAUCCGAGGAAGCUACCCGAGGGUAUCCGUAUGGCGGGCGACUGGUGGUCGGCGGCGGUCAUCCUAUACCAGAUGGUCACCAAUGCUUGGCCAUUUCCUGGGACCGAGGGAACUGAGGUCUACAACAUGAUCAUGCAGGCGACUCCCGGUGACUUCUGGGAAGUCAAGGGGAUCAAAGGAUUAUACAUCGAUCCCGACCUAAAAGACCUCGUCAGCAGGAUGCUCACGCGGGACAUGGCGAAACGGUACGGCAUGAUCGCCGUGAGGGGUCGCAAGGAGAAGCUGGCUAGGAAUGACGAAGUCCGGAAUCAUCCCUUCAUGCACGGGAAGGUUGACUGGACGGGGAUGCGCCAUAGAUUAACUGUGCCUCCGUAUGUCCCGGACCACCUUCCAGACCUUUCAAAGCGGGUUCAGACGCGGACUGUACCACGGAACCAAAGACUCCCUGGUCUAGGAGGGGAGGUCGCAAUGCCAGUAGAACUGGAAUAUGACCAGUUAAACAAGUCCUGAACGGCCUUGUUCUACUCACGCGUACCUUCUUCUCCGUGUCUUCGUCAGAUGGGCUUGCGCGUCCCGCUAUUCGUCAUCGUCGCCCGCACUCUUCACUCACCACCACUACCAUACGACCCACAGCUUGCCCCCCCCCCAUCCCCUUGUUGUCACCGUUGUAGCCGUAGAUUUUCCUUGGCCCUCUUGUCCUCAUACCCGUCUCGUUCUCAUACCCGUCUCGUCGCAAUGUACCAUUCUGCUUUUGGUGCACCCCUAAUUCUCGUUGAUAUCGUCUGGUUCAACCCCUCACGCAACUUGGUUUCAGAUAGGUGCGCAGAUUUCGCGACGUGUCCGGACGAGCUCAGCCACAAAUGGCCAAGGCCACUCACAAGCCUUCUCGAUCGUCAGGUCGCAUUUAAUUAGUGCCCACG